CCGCUGGGUUCCCAGAGUGCUCCGCGGCCGUGUGGAGCGAGGCCUUGUUCCCGCGUUGAGCCGCCGCCGCCGCCGCCACCUCCUCCUCAGCCUCAGCCUCCGCACCAGGCCCGGCCUCGCCGCGCCAUGUCGGACUACAGCUCGGGAGGACCCCCGCCCGGGCCUCCGCCGCCCGCCGGCGGGGGCGGGGGAGCCGGAGGCGCCGGCGGAGGCCCUCCGCCGGGCCCAACGGGCGCGGGGGACCGCGGCGGCGGCGGCGGCCCGGGUGGAGGCUCGGCCGGAGGCCCCUCGCAGCCGCCGGGUGGCGGCGGCCCGGGGAUCCGCAAGGACGCUUUCGCGGACGCGGUGCAGCGGGCCCGCCAGAUUGCAGCCAAAAUUGGAGGCGAUUCUGCUACAACUGUGAAUAACAGCACUCCUGAUUUUGGUUUUGGGGGCCAAAAGAGACAGCUGGAAGAUGGAGACCAGCCGGAGAGCAAGAAGCUGGCUUCCCAGGGAGACUCCAUCAGUUCGCAGCUGGGACCCAUCCACCCUCCCCCAAGGACUUCAAUGACAGAAGAGUACAGGGUCCCAGACGGCAUGGUGGGCCUAAUCAUUGGCAGAGGAGGCGAACAGAUCAACAAAAUCCAGCAGGACUCGGGCUGCAAAGUGCAGAUCUCUCCAGACAGUGGUGGCUUACCUGAGCGCAGUGUGUCCUUGACGGGAGCCCCUGAGUCUGUCCAGAAAGCGAAGAUGAUGCUGGAUGACAUUGUGUCUCGGGGUCGUGGGGGCCCCCCAGGACAGUUCCACGACAAUGCCAAUGGGGGCCAGAAUGGCACCGUGCAGGAGAUCAUGAUUCCUGCUGGCAAGGCUGGCCUGGUCAUCGGCAAAGGCGGGGAGACGAUUAAGCAGCUGCAGGAGCGUGCCGGGGUGAAGAUGAUUUUAAUUCAGGACGGGUCCCAGAACACCAAUGUGGACAAGCCUCUCCGGAUCAUUGGGGAUCCAUACAAAGUGCAGCAAGCCUGUGAGAUGGUAAUGGACAUCCUCCGUGAACGAGAGCAGGGUGGCUUCGGGGACCGCACGGAGUACGGCUCUCGCAUCGGUGGAGGCAUUGACGUGCCAGUGCCCAGGCAUUCUGUUGGAGUGGUCAUCGGCCGGAGUGGAGAAAUGAUCAAGAAGAUCCAGAAUGAUGCCGGGGUGCGGAUACAGUUCAAGCAAGAUGAUGGGACGGGACCCGAGAAGAUUGCUCACAUCAUGGGCCCCCCAGAGCGCUGUGAGCAUGCGGCCCGGAUCAUCAACGACCUCCUCCAGAGCCUCCGGAGCGGUCCUCCAGGCCCUCCUGGGGGUCCUGGCAUGCCCCCUGGGGGCCGUGGCCGAGGAAGAGGCCAAGGCAACUGGGGGCCCCCUGGUGGAGAGAUGACCUUCUCUAUUCCCACCCACAAGUGUGGGUUGGUCAUUGGCCGAGGUGGUGAGAAUGUGAAAGCCAUCAACCAGCAGACGGGCGCCUUUGUGGAGAUCUCCCGGCAACUGCCCCCCAAUGGGGACCCCAACUUCAAACUCUUCAUUAUCCGCGGCUCACCUCAGCAGAUUGACCACGCCAAGCAGCUCAUUGAGGAGAAGAUUGAGGGUCCCCUCUGCCCAGUCGGACCAGGUCCCGGGGGACCAGGCCCUGCAGGCCCCAUGGGCCCCUUCAACCCAGGGCCCUUCAACCAGGGGCCACCAGGGGCCCCUCCACACGCCGGCGGACCCCCUCCUCACCAGUACCCACCCCAAGGCUGGGGCAACACCUACCCCCAGUGGCAGCCCCCCGCUCCUCAUGACCCCAACAAGGCAGCUGCCGCCGCCGCCGACCCCAAUGCCGCCUGGGCCGCCUACUACUCGCACUACUACCAGCAGCCCCCCGGGCCCGUGCCCGGCCCCGCGCCCGCACCCGCUGCCCCACCUGCGCAAGGGGAGCCCCCGCAGCCCCCACCUGCAGGCCAGUCCGACUACACCAAGGCCUGGGAGGAGUACUACAAGAAGAUGGGCCAACAGCCACAGCAGCCUGGAGCCCCGCCACAGCAGGACUACACCAAGGCCUGGGAGGAGUACUACAAGAAGCAGGCCCAAGUGGCCACCGGAGGGGGUCCCGGAGCACCCCCUGGCUCCCAGCCGGACUACAGCGCUGCCUGGGCUGAGUAUUACAGACAGCAGGCCGCGUACUACGGACAGACCCCCGGCCCCGGCGGCCCCCAGCCGCCCCCCACCCAGCAGGGACAGCAGCAGGCAAGUGGGAAUUGCCACCCUCCUCCUCCUCCUUUCUCCUUCCAACCCCCGGCCACCGUCCAUCCUGCCUUAGUGGGUAGCGCCGGAAACCCCUUCCCCUGCGGGGUGUGCCCUUGAUGCCUGCAGCGGGCGUGUGGCCAGAGUCUCCGGAGCGCCCCGCGCCCGCCGCCCGCCCGCCCGCUGCCGCCGCCGGGAAGCGCUCGCUGGGUCCAGAGGCUCACGGAGGAGGCUCCUCGCCAGCUGCUCGUUCCUGUGUGACUGUCGCCACGCUGGGGGAGCGCGAAGCACGCACAGGUGGAACUUGAGAACUGGUGGGUAGUCCUGGGUGGGACCGGCAGGCAGCUCCCAUGGCGUCCCGCCCGCUGCCGGCCACUCGAGUCUGCCCACUUGGGAAGAAAUUUUUUUUUUCCUCUCCCCUUCUCCACAUCACUUUUUGGGGUUUUGUUCUUUUUAUUCCUUUAUUUUUUAAAAACCACGACCUUUAUCCCCCACGUCCAAGUGACUGCGUGUGCGGGCUGCUGGCUCUGUGCGGGCUGCCUGGCCACCGCGCCCUCGCGUGCUCGCCUCUGUGUCCUGGUCCUGUCUGUGAAGUGGGCAUGGCGACCGAUGCCACUUUCCAACCUACCUCACAGGGGUGUUGUGGGGACACCAUGAUCUGACUGUUGAUGUGUGAUGCGCCGAGCCGCCAGCACCCCCCUUCCCGCCCCCUCCUCACUCCUGCUUCUCUCUUCUGCCUUUCCUCCUCCUCCUCCUCCUCUUCCUCUUCCUCUUCCUCUUCCUCCAGGCAGCAGUCUGACUUGAGAGUCCUGAGAGGCUAGACAGUGGCAGGCCUCAGCCUCAGCCUGGGCCGCACAGGCUUGGAGGGGCUUCCUGGCUCCUCCUGGAGGUCCAGCUCUUCACCCAGGCCCGCUGCCCCUCCCGUAGUGACCAAUUCCUGUCUCUCCCCUCUCCACAGGCUCAAUGAAUCGAAUGAAUGUGAACUUCUUCAUCUGUGAAAAUCUUUUAUUUUUUUUUUCUCCAUUUUGUUCUGUUUGGGGGCUUUUUUUUGUUUGUGUUUUUCCUUGGUUUGUUUGGUGAGCGCGAUGGCUGCCUGGGGUGCUGGGGGCCCCUGUGAGGGGCCAGCUCUCACACCCCAGCGUCCGCAUCCUCUUCCUUUCAAAAUUGGGAUUCUUCAUGUUGAGCCAGCCUUAGAAAAUAGCGAGAACUAAAAAUCUCUGCCAAAAAAAAAAAAAACUUUAAAAAUUAAAAACACAAAGCAGAACAAAACCUAUUAAAUGAUAUAUAUAUAUAUAAAUCUCUAUCCCCCAGCCUUCCCAAAACAGCCUCUCCUGAGGGUAAAGUGAUUCGUUUUCUCCCAACUGCCCGUGGCCCUCUUGUUUUUAAAAUAAACUUUCAAAAAGGAAAAAAAAAAAAGUCACUUGCUAUUUCUUUUUCAUUUUUCUCUCUUUUUUUUUUUUUUUUUUUUAUUUUUUUUUAGUUAGAGUUGAACAUUCCUUGGACCAGGUGUGGGUAUGGCAGACCCCCUCCCCCCUUCCCUCGCUCCUCCCUCCCCACCCACACCCGCCCCCGCCCAGGACUGGUCUGCUCUCUUGUCUUUUCAUCUGUUCCAGAGGAGAUAACUAGAAACAAAAUGAACAAAACAAACAAAAAAAAAAUUGUAUGGCAGUUUUUACUUUUUAUCGCUCGUUUUUAACUUCACAAAUAAAUAAUAACAAAACCUCCCUGUGUCUGCCACGAGUACUGUCUCUCUCUCUCUCUCCCUCCUCUCUGCAGACUUUUGAAGCUGAUAUUUGUUCUUUAUAGAUGUUGUUUAAAAGAGAAAAAAAAAAGCCUGAUGAUGGUGUUGAUUGGAAAUUUAGAAGCUUUGUGUUGUGUGUGGGUUUUCUUUGUUUUUUAAAAAAAAACAAACUAGCUUUCUGCAGGCAGGCACAUUGCUUUUAUCCCUCCCCUUUUUGUUAAAUAAAGUGCUUUAUUUUAAAACACUG
Molecule: messenger RNA, 4226 nt
Organism: Dipodomys spectabilis (banner-tailed kangaroo rat)
Lineage: Eukaryota; Metazoa; Chordata; Mammalia; Rodentia; Heteromyidae
Gene: Khsrp
Product: KH-type splicing regulatory protein
Exons: 19
Coding region: 127-2358 (743 amino acids)
Biological process (GO): regulation of DNA-templated transcription
Cellular component (GO): cytoplasm; nucleus
Molecular function (GO): mRNA binding
Source: RefSeq, a predicted model, not a curated record